Molecule: messenger RNA, 679 nt
Organism: Dentiscutata erythropus
Lineage: Eukaryota; Fungi; Glomeromycota; Glomeromycetes; Diversisporales; Gigasporaceae
Source: the annotation of a GenBank genome assembly
AUGAAAACUCAGAAUACAAUAGCGAUUCUGGGGAUGAUUUGCCAAAUUUAACAAUCAAUAAGCAACAAAUUUUGCGAAAAUAUAAAUAUCUUAAUCGCCCUAAUUGCCCCAGAAAAGAAUAUCUUUAUGCUUCGGAAAAUAUUCAGCCUGAAGGAUGGAUUAUCCAGCAAGAAUACCCUCAUUGCUAUAGAUAUUUCCAUAACUUAUCUGAGUUUGAAAUAUGGCAUGAAUCGAUACUCGAAAACCAGCAUACAUUUCAUAAAGUUAUUCGGACUAGGCAAUCACAAAAAAUCAAGAUUGAUAAAUCGUUUGAUGGUUUCAUCGCUAAUACAUAUUUUAAUUCAUGGCAGAAGUCAACUGAAGUUACACGUAAAAAAGAUGAGAUUUAUUUAUAUAUUAAAAAUACUCUUCGAAUUGCUAUAAAAGAAAUAACUGGAUUAAAUCUUUCAAAAGAUGAUCUUCUUGUAGCCGAUUCCUCAAAUGAGUCUAAGUGGAGUAAAUAUUUGAUAUUACCUAGAUAUUUCGUUCGUGGUGCAUCCAAAGCUCAAAAAUUUACAUCGCGAAUCUUAGAACUUCUUCUAGAAAGAAUGCAUCCUUUUAUUGAUGAAAAAGUAAACAAAGAUCUCUAUUGCUUUCGACUAGCGAGAAGUCAUAAAGCCAAAGACUCUUUAUGUAUUAA